Molecule: messenger RNA, 369 nt
Organism: Rangifer tarandus platyrhynchus (Svalbard reindeer)
Lineage: Eukaryota; Metazoa; Chordata; Mammalia; Artiodactyla; Cervidae
Source: the annotation of a GenBank genome assembly
AUGACAUGCAAAAAGAUGCAAAUAAAUGAAGACAGUAGUGAGGGCCCUAGUGCUCUGGGUAGACAUGAAAUACUGGCUUCCUGUGGUUGGAUGUUAGUUCUAAGAAGGCUGCCCUAUCCUCCUCCUAGGGUCUUCCACAUGGCCCCUCUGGCUGAGAAACUUAGGCCCAAAGACUGUUCUUGCUUCCCUGUUCCCUCUUCCAGUCAUUUGCAGAGACCCCUGUGGCCCAUUGGGAGCCAUAAGACUUGGAUUCCAGGCUCCCGCCACUUCCUUGCCACUCUGCUCUCCCUGCUGUGUGCACCCUGGGGCUGGAGUAUGGUACUGGAUUCAGUGCACUAUGGAGUCAGGACAGCAGGGCUUGGUGGAUAA